Messenger RNA from Dendrobium catenatum, 1021 nucleotides. Its product is annotated as E3 ubiquitin-protein ligase RNF5. Gene Ontology annotation, biological process: ubiquitin-dependent protein catabolic process. The transcript is spliced from 2 exons. Gene Ontology annotation, cellular component: endoplasmic reticulum. Gene Ontology annotation, molecular function: ubiquitin-like protein conjugating enzyme binding; ubiquitin protein ligase activity. The coding region runs from base 174 to 857 and encodes 227 amino acids. NCBI's taxonomy places the organism in Eukaryota, Viridiplantae, Streptophyta, Magnoliopsida, Asparagales, Orchidaceae. The record is from RefSeq and is a predicted model, not a curated record.
GCACGCUUCAAACGCCAAAGACACGGCUUGUUCUUCGUCAUUUCCACUGGUUUGAAUUCUGCUCUAUUUCCUUCUUCGAUUUGUCAUCUCUCUAGAUUUUUCCCUUCUGCGGUUCUCCCUUUCGGGUGCCUGGUAGAUCGAUCUGAGAUUGUCGGUCGGCUGUGAAUUUACAAAUGACUAGGGGAGUUGGGGAAUCAACGAGUAGCGAGGCUUCUAAUUUUUUCAACUCUGGAAGUAAUAGUACACCUAACAAUGAUGCUGGAAGUUUUGAGUGCAACAUCUGUUUUGAAUUAGCGCAAGAUCCAAUCGUUACUCUAUGUGGCCAUCUAUACUGCUGGCCCUGCCUUUACCAAUGGCUCCAUGGCCAUGCACAUUCUUCUGAAUGCCCAGUCUGCAAGGCCGUCAUUGAAGAGAAUAAGCUAGUUCCUCUUUAUGGUCGGGGGAAAUCAUCCACGGAUCCGCGGUCUAAAUCCAAUCCCGGUGUUAAUAUUCCUCAUCGUCCUGCCGGACAAAGGCCCGCAACUGCUCCGCCCCCUGACCCUAAUCAUUUUCCUCAGGCAAAUCCAUGGUUCAUGGGUGGGGCACCUGUGGGUAGUGCGAGAUUUGGUAACUAUACUUUCUCUGCUGCUAUUGGUGGUCUGUUCCCAUUACUCAAUUUCCAGGUGCAUGGAUUUCCCGAUGCAACUACUUAUGGUCCUGGUGCUGGAUUUCAAUAUGGCUAUCCUCAUGCAUUUCAUGGUGGGCAUGCCCAUGGUUACCCCCGGCAAGUGGCUCAUGGGCAGCAGGCUGAUGUGUAUCUCAAAGCACUUUUGAUCCUGGUCGGUGCUCUUGUAAUUGCUUCUCUUGUCUGGUUUUAGUUAAUUGUAAAUUUAUAUUAGCUAUGCAUUUACGGAACCAUUCCUUUUAUGAUGUUGUGUGAACUGAAAUGUUUUCAUUCUCCUCAUAUAUGUAGAAAUCUUGAUUCAUUGCUCAUAGAAAUGAUCGGUAUGAACUCUAUUAGACAAAUUUUGGCUUGUUCUCA